Messenger RNA from Sceloporus undulatus (fence lizard), 7917 nucleotides. It is a transcript of the gene INPP4A, whose product is annotated as inositol polyphosphate-4-phosphatase type I A. Gene Ontology annotation, cellular component: cytoplasm. Lineage: Eukaryota; Metazoa; Chordata; Lepidosauria; Squamata; Phrynosomatidae. The record is from RefSeq and is a predicted model, not a curated record. Gene Ontology annotation, molecular function: phosphatidylinositol-3,4-bisphosphate 4-phosphatase activity.
CCUGUGUGGGGGGACCUAGGGGCCAAGGGACCCCAGCAGAGCCCCCCCAAAGGGGGACUGACCCUCCCAGCAUGGCUGGCUCCACUUGGUGAAGAAGGAAAGAGCCAGGCACCAGGCAGGGGCUCCCCUUGGGCAAGAUGGGAAAAUAAAUCUGGCUUUUAAGAGAUGUAAUACCAUGUUCUCACACAAGAGGAUAAUAACCUCCUAAUGCUAACAUCAUAAGGGCUGCAAGUGAAGACAACAUUCUGCUGUAUUUUGAUCCUUCUUCAAGAUAUUGCUGUGGUCAGACAGUGAAAAGAGGUGUCUUCCCAAUGACAACAUGUCAACAAAAGAUCUCAGUCCCCGACAUGGUGCAAAGUCCCGCACUGUGCAGAGAGCCUCAACGAUUGAUGUUGCUUCUGACAUGUUAGGUUUGUCUUUGACAGGAAACAUCCAGGACCCAGAUGAGCCAAUCUUAGAAUUUAGUUUAGCUUGCAGUGAGCUACUUACUCCGUCACUAGACAGAAAGCCAAAUAGUUUUGUAGCAGUGAGUGUAACUACACCUCCUCAGGCCUUUUGGACAAAGCAUGCGCAGACAGAAAUUAUUGAGGGAACAAGCAAUCCUAUCUUUCUCAGCAGUAUUGCCUUUUUUCAAGACUCUCUUAUUAAUCAGAUGACACAAAUAAAACUUUCUGUGUAUGAUGUUAAAGAUAGAUCUCAGGGAACUAUGUAUUUAUUGGGUUCUGUGAUGUUUACUGUAAAGGAAGUACUGAAGGAAAGGAACCAUAGGUUACAUUUAACACUAAGAUCUGCUGAAAGUGAUCGUGUUGGCAACAUUACAGUCAUAGGAUGGCAAAUGGAAGAAAAAACAGACCAAAGACCUCCAGUUACCAGGUCUCCUGACACUAUCAAUGGAAGGACUGUGCUGCCUGUUGAUGAAAGUUUAACAGAGUCAUUAGGAAUCCGAUCCAAAUAUGCUUCAUUACGGAAAGAUGCUUUGUUAAAGUCUGUGUUUGGAGGAGCCAUUUGUCGGAUGUAUCGUUUCCCCACCACUGAUGGGAAUCAUCUGAGAAUCUUGGAGCAAAUGGCAGAGAGUGUCCUCUCCCUACACAUUCCCAGACAGUUUGUGAAGCUGCUCCUUGAAGAAGAUGCUGCAAGAGUUUGUGAACUUGAAGAGCUGGGAGAGCUGUCUCCUUGCUGGGAAAGUCUUCGUCGGCAAAUUGUGACUCAGUACCAAACCAUCAUUCUGACCUACCAGGAAAACCUUACAAAUCUUCAUCAGUACAAAGGUCCAUCAUUCAAAGCAAGUAGCCUGAAAGCUGAUAAAAAGCUGGAAUUUGUGCCCACAAAUUUGCACAUACAACGAAUGAGGGUCCAAGAUGAUGCAGGUUCAGAUCAAAAUUAUGAUAUUGUAACGAUAGGAGCACCAGCAGCUCAUUGUCAAGGCUUCAAAUCUGGAGGUCUGCGGAAAAAGCUGCAUAAAUUUGAAGAUGCAAAGAAACACAGUUAUGAGGAAUGUUGCACUUCAACCACAACCCAGUCAAUAAUAUACAUACCGCAGGACAUUAUCCGUGCAAAGGAGAUCAUUGCACAAAUCAAUACCCUGAAAACUCAAGUCAGUUACUAUGCAGAAAGACUUUCCAGAGCUGCCAAGGACAGAUCAGCCAAUGGGCUUGAAAGAACACUUGCCAUUUUGGCUGACAAGACAAGGCAGCUUGUCACUGUCUGCGACUGUAAGCUGUUAGCAAAUUCCAUCCAUGCACUCAAUGCAGCGAGGCCAGAUUAUAUAGCCUCAAAAGCCUCUCCAACCUCUACAGAGGAAGAACAGGUUGUGCUCAGAAAUGAUCAAGACACUCUUGUGGCCAGAUGGACAGGAAGAAAUAGCCGCUCUUCUUUGCAGGUGGAUUGGCACGAAGAAGAAUGGGAAAAAGUCUGGAUCAAUGUUGACAAAAGUCUUGAAUGCAUUAUCCAGAGGGUGGACAAACUUCUUCAGAAAGAGCGAUUGCAAAGUGAUAGCUGUGAAGAUGUUUUCCAAUGUGACGUUAGCUGUUCUAGCAAGAAAGAUUGCAGUCCCACUCCUGAAGAAUCCAGCCCAGGUGAAUGGAGUGAAGCGCUUUACCCUCUGCUGACAACACUCACAGACUGUGUGGCCAUGAUGAGUGACAAAGCAAAGAAAGCUAUGGUCUUUCUCUUGAUGCAGGAUAGCGCCCCUACAAUAGCUCUUUGUUUGAGCCUUCAGUACCGGAGGGAUGUUGUCUUUUGCCAAACUCUUACAGCCCUUAUCUGUGGAUUUAUUAUCAAGCUGAGGAACUGUCUGCAUGAUAAUGGAUUCCUGAGGCAGCUUUACACCAUUGGCCUGCUGGCACAGUUUGAAAGCCUUUUGAGCACUUACGGUGAAGAGCUGGCAAUGCUAGAGGAUAUGAGUUUGGGGAUAAUGGACUUGAGGAAUGUAACGUUUAAAGUAACUCAGGCCACGUCAAAUGCAUCUGCUGACAUGCUCCCAGUCAUCACAGGAAAUCGUGAUGGAUUUAAUGUGCGAAUUCCCUUACCAAGCACCUUGUUUGAUGCACUGCCUCGUGAGAUUCAGAGUGGCAUGUUACUACGAGUUCAGCCUGUUCUCUUCAAUGUCGGAAUCAAUGAACAACAAACCUUAGCAGAGAAAUUUGGAGACACCUCAUUACAAGAAAUGAUUAACAUGGAAAGCUUAGUACGGCUGAAUUCUUACUUUGAGCAGUUCAAAGAAGUUUUACCUGAAGACUGUCUACCUCGAUCUCGUAGUCAAACGUGCCUCCCUGAACUUUUGCGAUUCCUUGGACAGAAUGUACAUGCAAGGAAAAAUAAGAAUGUUGAUAUUCUUUGGCAAGCUGCUGAGAUUUGCCGCAGACUAAAUGGGGUCCGGUUUACAAGCUGUAAAAGUGCCAAGGACAGAACUGCCAUGUCAGUGACUCUGGAGCAGUGUCUAAUAUUGCAGCAUGAACAUGGAAUGGCUCCACAAGUCUUCACACAGGCCCUGGAAUGCAUGAGGAGUGAGGGUUGUCGAAGAGAAAAUACAAUGAAGAAUGUUGGAUGUCGCAAGUAUGCAUUUAAUUCCCUGCAGCUGAAGGCUUUCCCCAAGUAUUACAGGCCUCCAGAAGGAACUUAUGGAAAAGUUGAAUCAUAAGAUGACUGUGUCUUGUAAUUAGCUGUUCCGCUGAAACUUGUGGAUACACUCAACUUUAGUAUAUGGACUUUGACAAAAAAAAUGUCAGAAAUCAUUUUGGUAUGUUUCACUAAGUAAUAAAUACUGAGUAUGUAAUUUUAUUAAAUUGGAUUCCAUAGGAAAAAAAAUCUGUAACAUGCAAAUAAUGUGAUGACUGCUCAUGUAACUAGCCAUCAGUGUAUGUAAGAUGCCUAAAUAUACUAUACAACUGAUUUCUUACCUAUAUGUCUAAAUAAGAAGGAAAAUUCUUGGACUGUUGAGAAUUUAAGUAAUGAUAUUUAGGCAGCUGCUUCUCUCAUUUUUUUAUACUGAAUUGAUUUGAGAUUGAGACUUUCAUAAUACUUUUUAAAACCUCAGAGUUGUAAAUAGUAAAUAAAUUGGGUAUAAGGCAGCUCGAGAAGUACAAGAGGCAUUCUUAUACGGAAGGAGGUAAUGCUCAGUUUUUAAGACAGGGCAGCACAGUGAAUAUAAAUCCAGGAGCUUAGCAUGUUUUACUUAAUUGUAACACUAUUGUAUACAGGAUUUGUGAUAUACAAGGCCAGGAAAAGGCACAAAUCCCAGUUCUUUUUUAUUCUGAAUUGGACCCUUGAUACCUUUGUGUGUCUGUCCCAAAGACACAAUAUGUGUAAAGCCCAAGCAAAGUAGAUACACAUGUCAACAUACACAUGACUAGUAAUGUAUGAAAACCUAGUCAUCACUUAAGGUCUGCAUUCUCACCUGUGUUAAAACCAGAUAGGCAAAUGCAUCAUUUGUACUUUGAAGCACCAACGAGGAUUGCACAGGUUACAUCACUUGCAUAUCUACAUCAUCAUAUGUUUCCAGUCCAUGUCAGUUUGCUUCUCUUUCUGUGUGAAUUGCUCAGCUUACUGUAUAGUAACAUUCAGUGCAAGCCAUUAUUCAAUGCAAGUAGAUCUUCGGAUCCUCUCUUCUUCAUGCAUAGUGAGAUCAUAUGCAAGCUAACUUGCACAAGACAGCUAUUCCAUGCAUGCAAGCUUUGUCCAAGUACCUAAGAUGUGUGCCACAUGGACAGCCUGCUCCUAUACAGAAUGUUGUGUUUUUAGCCCACAGAAAUUUGUUGUUUCUUACUUUCCUAUUCAUUUCUAAUUACAAAAAAGGACAAAGUAUAAAAGAUCCCUACUUUCAAAACAUUGUUUUACAAACAUCCAAGAGUUUGCCAUAACACUUUAUUAAAUUUUACUAAAUCAAUUCCUAUUGCUAAGUAUGAUAACUUUGAAUUUCCGAUUAACCUGAUGAUAUUUUUACUUCAUUUGCAGUGGAGGGGAGAAAUCAUUUUCUCUCUCUGUUUCUUUCUUUGUACCCCAUAGUACUUAACUGUGCCAGCCUCUGAUAGUGGCAUUUAGGAAGAAAUAAAUUUCUUUUAAAAAUUUGAUAAAUAACAGCAAUACAUAUUUUGAUCCCCAAAAUGGUGAAAAGCUACCAUACAACCAACUCAUACUUUACAGAGAAUGACAUGUGUAUCACCAGAAAUUCAUGAAUGCUUACACAAGACUGGUACACUGGUUUCUUUACUUUAAAAAAAGUCUCUGUAAAGAUAUAUAGUACAAAUUAUAAAUCAAGCAUUAGUUUACUUAAUCUGCCAGAUCAUUUUAGUCAGGAUUAUGAUAGUCAAAGAUUUUCACCUAUACUUGAAAGCUGUAAUCUGUAACAGUUUUCUUCAGUUUUAAAUUCCACUGAAAGCUGGAUUUACUUACAGGUAUUGAGUGUCACCAGCCUUCUAAUGCAAAUGGGAAAUGUAGUUUAGUUUUUCUCAACAAACUAAGCACCUGGUAUACAUAUGACAUUUUCUAAGUGUAUUUUACUUCUCCCUGCUACUGAUGUUUGCUAUUUGAUUUCUUGGUGAUUUUCAGUGUAUUUAUUCUAGGUCCACAGACAUAUGUUUUACCAUUAGCUUUUUAGGAGUUUAAUGGCUUAACUGUGUUGUUCCAUGUCUUAAUCAUUACUUUGCUGACUUACGUUUUUUAAAAUUACUGUUUCAACCUUGUUUUGCCCCUUCAGAGUUGAGAGCCGUGAAACAUGUUUAACCUCAGAACUCUGAACGUAUUGGUAAAACUUUGUGAACAUUACAACUGUACUAUUGGGAAGAUUCCUGAUACAGCAGGCAGGCAACCUUUUGAUCAAUGUUAAAUUUAAACUACUUCUUAUUUAUAUUCUGUUCACCAUUUUAUUAUAUAGUGUAUAUUUACUGUAUGUAAACACUUAACUUAUUAUGCUUCAGCUUUUUAAAAUAAGGUUUCACAGGAAAGGGCUAUUGAAUUAGGAGAAAAGAUUAUACAGUCACCUCUUGAAACUCAUGGGGGAUCCGUUCUGGUCCCCCACGAGUUCCAAAUCUCACACAUAUUCAAGCCCCAUAGGCUUGAAUGGGCGCAUGCAUGCACCCCAUUAGAGUUAAUGGCUGUCGCCCCUCUGCGUAUUUUCAAGUCUGUGGAUUUCAAGUCCGCAGACAUGGAGGGGCGACUGUAUUCAUUUAAAUCAGGGACAACCAACUUCAGCAGGUCUAUGGGCCAGUUUUCCACCUAUACAAUCUAAAGCAAGUUAUACACCCCUUAACCUUGCAAAAGCCGGGAAAGGAAAUUCUAGUUUAAAGACAUUACACUAGUUUAAUAUCUAGUUUAAAGACAUUGUUUCAUUAAAACGAGGUGUAGGGGCCCUGUGUGUGUGUACAGCGUCAUACGCUGAGCAUUAUAUGCUGCUUCUUCCAGUGCUGUACGCCGGAAGAAACAAUGGCAUGAACGCCACCCUGUAUUGUGUGCCUUGGAGUGGUUUCUGACUUAUGGUGACCCUAAGGCGAACCUAUCAUGAGGUUUUCUUGGCGAGAUUUGUUCAGAGGAGGUUUUCCAUUGCCUUCCCCAGAGGCUCAGAGAGUGUGACUUGCCCAAGGUCACCCAGUGGGUUUUAUGGCCAAGUGGGGAAUCAAACCCAGGUCUCCAGAGUUGUAGUCCAACACCUUGCUUUAAAGGGGAGUUACAAUUGCUUGGGGUAUCCAUCCAGGAACAUACUUGUUCUUGAGAAGGGAAGCACAGGGGACUGGUGGGGGACUUCAUAGGCCAUAAAAUGGGACAGGCAUGCUUGGGGCCCAUGGGCUAGGUAUGGCACACCCGAUUUAAAUGUUCUAAUCUUAGAAUGUUUUGCUAGCAAUAUGUGUUUAGUAAUGAAUUUACAGACUGUUGCCAACAUACCAUCCCUUGCAGGCAAGGGAGGGGGUUGCUGCCCCCUACAGUUGUUUUUCCAUUCUCUUAAUGAAAAAAGGAAUUGCUGUAAUUGCAGAGAAAUGAGUGGAGAGUUGUGCUUUCUACUGAAGUGCAUAUGAAGCCCUCUUGAACUAGAAAGCCAUAUGAUCUUCAAAUAAACAAGAGCUUGGAUUAAGACUAAAUCAACACUGCUAAAUCUGCUGGAGAGGCUUAGGCCAGAUUGGCCCAGUGUGGUGUAGUGUUUAAAAUGUUGGACUGAGGGUGCAUCGACGCUGUAGAAAUAAUGCAGUUUGACACCACUCUAAGUGCGGUAGAUCUAUCCUAUGGAAUCUUGGGAUUUGUAGUUUUGCAGGGUCUUUAGCCUUUGCUGCUGGUACCUCACCAAACUACAAAUCCAAGGAUUCUCAAGGAUGGAGCCAUGGCAGUUAACAUGGUGUUAAACUGCAUUAUUUAUAGAGUGUAGAUGCACCCUGGGACUUUCAGAUUCUCCUGUCUCUGCUGAAAGGCUAUGAAACUCAUUGUAUGACCCUGUGACAGACCAGCUGUUCUCUCUCAGCCUGACUUUCUUUACAAGGUGUUUGUGAAAAUAAAAUGGGGAGGAGAAAACCCAUGUAUAUUGCCUUGAGCUCACUGAAGGAAAGGUGAGACACAAAUGUAUCUAAUACAUUUUUAGGAUCUUUCUUAGUUCUACCAUUUAUAAAUUACUGUGAGUCAGUCCUGUAUAGUCCUAAUUGAAUUACACUAAUGACAAAAAUAUUAUUUUUAUGAAGUUGCAUUUUCUUCAGCAAGGCUUUGCUAACAUAGAUGCACAUUGAGCAUUACAAUACUUCUCUGAUUCCUCAUCUAAAUGUUUUGCUCUCCUUUCCAUCUUUUUGAGCAGAAGAACACCAGCUGCCUUAAAAGUGUGGAAAGGAUGAAAUGUUCACAUAAUUCUUUUAGGCCAAUUGCAGAAUAUAUAUCAAUCAUGCCUAGCUAAUAUUUUAUAGUGAGAAUUUGGCAUACGCAUAGAUAGAUUUCCAUGAAGAAGAGACCGAAGAGAACUUGAACCAAACUGGGAAACCAGAAAUUCAUAUAGACUUCAUCUGAGUUACAUUUUUAAAAUGUUCUUUCUUUUCCUUUUUUUCCUUUUCUUUCCUUUUUUUCUUGCAGAGGGCAUCCUUACAGUAUGUUAUAACACAGAGUUCAAGCAGAUGUUCUUUUUGAGUACAUUUUAAAAAAAUGAAACCCAUAAAAGGGUACGAAAGAAACUGCUGCCAAGUAUGUUUUGUGUUAUGUUCUGUGAAAGCACCCACAGCACAGUUGCCUUGGGGGUUUUAUGUAUGUAUGUAGAGCUAUUGUAAAAUAGAGCACUGUUUUGUCCCAACACUGUUGUAUUUGCCAAGCUUUGUGCAUUGAAAUUUUAUUAUUUAUUUGUUUGGGGCACUAUUAAUAUACCAUAAAAAUAUGGUUAUUGUUUUAUAUAGUCUUAAUUCAUCUGUCCAUGUAUGCUGUAAAUGUGCUAGAUUUUAGGGAGAAAAAAAAUAAAGAACU